AUGGCGCCGAACGCGCCAAAAGCAGACAAGAAGAGGAAAGAAAAGCCAAAUAAAGGCGUUUCCAAGUCAACUAGUAGGCGAGCAGCCAUGGAUAAGAAGAACGAAUUGAAGAAGAGAAAGAUCGAUCAAUCUCAAAAUCAGGAGUUGCAAACAAAAAAGCUCAAGGAGCUCCAGAAAAAGAUCGAUGCGGCCAAAGCACUCAUGGAAAAGGAAGAGGAUGAGGAAAAACAGCGUGAAAGUGAAAUAUCAAUGAAAGAACUACUCUUGAGCAAAGAGCGGAUCGAAAGCGAUUUGGCGGCCAUCGCUUCAGAUAUCAUGGAAAUUGACACAGACAUCAAAAACAUUGAGCAAGGCGGGCCAAUGGAUGUCGAUGACACUGAAGAUAAAAACAGCGGGGAUGGUACAGAUAGCGGAAAUGAAAGCAAGGAGAGCCCAGACCGAGAUCAGCAAAAUGACACUGCAGACCAACCAGAAACAGAAGGAAAUUCAUAUGGUUCGAGUACGUCUAGUACCGCGGAUCCCAAGCACAAGAACCUCAAUGACACCAAUAUUAGCCAAGAUGGCUUGGCAAGCCAGCAGCGAUCAAAUGAGAGCCACCCACUUCCUGAGGCCAGGGUGAAUUCUAACGAAUUGUUUGUUGGCCAGAACGAGCGACCUAGUGCGACCCAGAAUGCAAGCCAGCAGGAUCACGAAAGGCCAAAAGAUUAUAAAGAUUAUCCCUUUAUUGACCUGACUUUGGACGACGACGAGGAUGGACCAAAUGAGCCACUCUUUGAGGAAGGCACAGUCACGUUGAAGAAGAACCGUGGCAAUGGAUUUGACUACCUUAACUCAUAUGGACCCUUGAACUGUGCGAUGACCAUUUGGAGCUCGAAUGGGGCUCCAAAUGAAGUGGAAGAAUGCACGUUCCUUAAAGGUGAUCCUCAUAACAAAGCUAUGCUCGAAGAUAGGACCGGAAAGCUUUUGUACAAGGGCAUGAUUCGCAACAUCAAGAAAGUAGCCUGGCAACCCAGGCGGGGAGGAAUUACGAUGCUGGAUCUACUGGAGUCAGUGGAGGAGCUAAAUCCUGAGGUCAAGAAGACAAAGCCAGAAUAUGUCUUCCCAUUUAGUACCGUACUUGUCGACUGGAAGCAAGAGGCCAAACUGCCGCCUCUUUGGAUCAGCCGCUCAAACUACAAAAGACUCAGUAGUUCAGCUAAGAAAGAAAGCCUAAGAACAGAUCGGAGAAUCUACGCGGUAGCUUUAGUUCAGGUGAAGAACUACAGGAACUGGGCAGGAAAGCUACUUGACAACAAGUGGACAGGAGAGCAAAGAGUAGGCUUAGCACAAAGCCCUACUCCAUUCCCAGAAACAUCAAAGACAGAAGACAUCUUGCGUCACGGACGAGGCGACCAAGUCCAGAACAAAAAAAGAGGUGACUACGAAGACCAGAGAACUCAAGGCCCAAGCACGGAACUCAAGACCAACCAGAGCCAGAGCACCCGGAGCCAAAGCAACGAACGCGAGCACAGCCAAGCCCAGAGCAGUGAGAUUGAAAUCACCCAAGACCAGAGCAAUGCAGCAAGUCCUACAGAUCCUCCUCAGGUUUCGAAUGAAAACCCAGUGGCCCACGAAAAGAAACCCGAAAGCUCUCAGCAAACCUUCAACCGAAAGAAGUUUUUGAACGACAUCUUGGGUAUGAUUGAUGAUUUCGAUACUCUUGAGGCGGAAAAACAAAUGCAAAUGCGCACUCUUGCGCUGGCCCAAUACGAUCUCUAUAAGCGAAAAAUGGAAGAAGGCGGUGCUAAGGAAGAGACGGUCUAA
This is a messenger RNA of Penicillium soppii, 1803 nucleotides long. RefSeq lists its product as uncharacterized. Bases 1 to 1803 code for a protein of 600 amino acids. The record is from RefSeq and is a predicted model, not a curated record. The transcript has a single exon. NCBI's taxonomy places the organism in Eukaryota, Fungi, Ascomycota, Eurotiomycetes, Eurotiales, Aspergillaceae.